UCACUGUAUGCCGAAAAAGCACAUUAAAAAAUGGCGUUAUUUGCAAGAGUGAAAAAAUCGGGCAAAAAUUAAUUUUUAUCGUUUUUAGUGUAUAGAAAUUAAUAAAAAAAUAUUAAUCUAGUGAAAAUUUAUUGAGAAUAAUACGUAAUUAUAGAAAUUUAUAUAAUAUUAUUUAUAAGUUAAGUUUAAAGUGGCUCCGAAAAAGAAGAUAAUCCAAUUUUACCCCCACCAAUAGAAUUCAGAUUUUGAUUGAGAAAACUCGAGAAAGUAGAGCCGCUGAGUGAAAAAACCUUCAACCAUGGCUGGUGGCAAUUCGCCAAGCGUGAUACAAAUCACGAAUAUUGCACCACAAGCCACAAAAGAUCAAAUGCAGGCAUUGUUUGGUAACAUUGGUAAAAUCGAAGAAAUUCGUUUAUAUCCAACCGUACGAGAUGUCUCUUGCCCAGUGCAGUCUCGCAUAUGUUAUGUGAAAUAUGUUGAAAGCACUUGCGUGCCGGUGGCACAACAUUUGACGAAUACGGUGUUCAUAGAUAGAGCAUUAAUUGUUAUACCGGUUUUGGCAAUUCCUGAAGAAUAUCGAGCAUUGGAAAUGUCCAAGAAUGGCACCAUAGUACCGGGUUUGCAAAAACCGGACUCAAAAUUACCACCGGAAGUAGUUAAUCGCAUUGAAGGCCAAUCGCCCCAACAGGUCAUUAAAACUUAUGAUCCCAAAUUGAUGGAAAACAAUUUACCAGAGUAUCCAGCAUUGCCGUCAUUUUACGAUGCACGAAAGAUUGAGGAAAUAAGACGUACAAUAAUUGUGUGCGAUGUGAAAAAUGAAUGGCGUUUAGAUGACCUUAUGGAGUGUUUUCAACGUGCUGGUGAGGUGAAAUACGCUCGUUGGGCUGAGAAGGAAAAUAAAACUUAUUGCAUGAUUGAAUUCUGUGAUCAACCUAGCAUUAUCAGCGCCCUGAAAAUGCAUGGCCAGGAUUUCAAGGGAGGUUAUUUAAGCGUUUAUCAUUCGACAGAUGCUAUUGUAAAACCAGAGGCAAAAUCGAAUGAAGCUGCUCAGAAAGAAAUUGAGGAGGCCAUGACUAUUGUUAAGGAGGCGCAGAAUAUGAUAUCCGCUGCUAUAGAUCCGGUGAUUGGAAUGUUAGCUAAGGAUAAAAGACGUUGUUCACGUUCUAGAUCACGUACAAGGGACCGACGCACUAGUCGUUCACGUUCUCAUCGUUCAAGAUCACGAAAACGUUCCCGUUCACGCACACGCAGGCGCACUCGCAGCAAGUCAAAACGACGCUCACGUUCUCGCUCUCGCAGCACACGAUCGCGGAAGCGUUCUCGGUCCCGUAAACGUUCUCGUUCACGCCGCAAAAGUCGUACCCGUUCUAGGUCUAAGCGACGCUCUCGUUCGCGUGAACGCCGUAGUAAACGUUCUCGCUCCCGUCAUCGUCGUAGUUCCUCUAGAGCGCGUCGUUCCCGCUCCCGCACAAAGCGUUCCCGCUCUCGUGAUCGUAAACGUUCUCACCGCACACGUGAAGAAAAGCGCCCAAUACGAUCUUCACGCUCACACAGCAAACGACUUUCCAUAUCGCCCUCACCAGCAACUGUGCGGUCACGUUCCAGUCGCAGCAAAGAUAUUGGACCACCCAUUAUAAAGUCAUCCAACAACUCCUCUUCCUCCAAAAACCGUUCACGUACACCGGCUGAUCGAAAACUUAAAACAAUCUCUGAAGAUAUAGACGUCAAGAGCACAAGAUCUAGUGUUGAUUCAAAGUCUCGCAAAUCUGUCAGUGUUGAAAAAUCGGACAACAUGGAUAUUUCAAACUCACCAUGAUGAUUAUAAAUAACAAAAAUAAUAAUAACAACAAACGUUUAUAUGAACAUAAUUGUAUUUUUUAUUUUUAAUGCUUUACUUUUAAAUAAUUAUUUUUCAAGCUUAUGAAAUUGUAGUCCAUAGUAUACUUCUCUUUCUACCUUAAAUUUACAUUCUAAUUGUAGGAUUUUCUUAUAUUCCCAUAUAAUUCUGUGUAUUCUUUUGCAGCAUAAGCAUUUUUUGUUUAAUUCUAUCUUAAGUAAAGAUAACUUACAAUUUAAUUCAUAUGUACUCGUAAUAACAAAAAAACAAGAAGAGAAUUUACUUUUAAUUUUAUUCCUUUAAGAAAA
Calliphora vicina (urban bluebottle blowfly) is the source of this 2145-nucleotide messenger RNA. RefSeq names its product splicing regulatory protein 54 (gene Srp54). NCBI's taxonomy places the organism in Eukaryota, Metazoa, Arthropoda, Insecta, Diptera, Calliphoridae. The transcript has 2 exons. Gene Ontology annotation, molecular function: RNA binding. Gene Ontology annotation, cellular component: nucleoplasm. The coding region runs from base 299 to 1816 and encodes 505 amino acids. The record is from RefSeq and is a predicted model, not a curated record.